AUGUACCUGAUCACUGUGCUCAGGAAUCUGCUCAUCAUCCUGGCCACAAUCUCAGACUCCCACCUGCACACCGCCAACCUGUCCUUUGCUGACAUCUGUUUUGUGUCCACCACUGUCCCAGAGAUGCUAAACAUGCAGACACAAAGCAAAGUCAUAUCCUAUGCAGGCUGCAUCACCCAGAUGUACUUUUUCUUGCUCUUUGUAGGAUUGGACAGCUUCCUCCUGACCGUGAUGGCCUAUGACUGGUUUGUGGCCAUCUGUCACCCCCUGCGCUACGCAGUCAUCAUGAACCCCAGGCUCUGUGCACUGCUUGUUCUGAUGUCCUGGCUCUUGGUUGUCUCCUUAUUUUAUUGUACAUGCCUAGGGGUGUACCUCAGCUCUGCUGCUACACACAAUUCACACUCCAGCGCAACAGCCUCGGUGAUGUACACGGCGGUCACUCCCAUGCUGAACCCCUUCAUCUACAGCCUGAGAAAUAAAGACAUAAAGAGCGCUCUGAAACAAUUUUUCAGAAUGAUGCAACGAAAGGGCCAUUUUUCAAGUUGUGCCAUUGAUUUCAGAGCUGAGAUGGAAUAG
Molecule: messenger RNA, 576 nt
Organism: Lemur catta (Ring-tailed lemur)
Lineage: Eukaryota; Metazoa; Chordata; Mammalia; Primates; Lemuridae
Product: olfactory receptor 7A10-like
Exons: 3
Coding region: 1-576 (191 amino acids)
Biological process (GO): G protein-coupled receptor signaling pathway
Cellular component (GO): membrane
Molecular function (GO): G protein-coupled receptor activity; olfactory receptor activity
Source: RefSeq, a predicted model, not a curated record